UUUCUAUACUACAGUAUUUUUCGAUCUUUGUUUAAUAAAUUAACGGUUUUUGUACCGCCUUGUCGGUAGUGCUAUAAUUGCGAUAAUUGUGCAGUAAGCAACGAACGAUGUUUGGCAUUAUCGAAAGAAGCUUGUUAAGAAGUCAAGCUGCUCUGCCGGCUAGCCUACUAUACUUAUGUGAUGAAACACGUUACAACUUGCGUCAUAUUUCCAUCUGCCAACCUUUGUCCAAACCUGAAUUGAAGAGGCAUAUAAAAACAGAGAAAAAGUUGAAACAGAAAAUAGAAAUAGAUUUGAAAAAGAAAGAGGGAGUGAAAGUGUCCAAUAAAGGAAUAACACAAGCCAGUCAAAAUCAGAUUUCAGAAGAGAAUAUUAGCCCGAAUGAAUAUUUCAAACUUCGAGGGCAAGCCAUUCAGAAGCUUAAAGCUACACCAGAGGAACAUCCAUAUCCACAUAAAUUUCAUGUGUCCAUAUCAUUGCAGGAAUUCAUUGAAAAGUAUAGGAAUACAAUAACUGAUGGAGAAAUGUUGGAGAGUGAAACCUGUAGUAUUGCUGGUCGAAUACAUUCAAUCAGAUCAGCAGGUGCUAAGUUAAUAUUCUAUGACCUUCGAGGAGAAGGUGUAAAAGUUCAAGUGAUGGCCAAUGCAAGAUUUUAUUAUGAUGAAAGCAAAUUUGAGCCAGAUAACUCAAAAAUUGGUAGAGGUGAUAUUAUUGGUAUUGUUGGCUUUCCUUGUAAAAGUAAGAAAGGAGAAUUUUCAAUUAUGCCUAAAAGUAUAAAACUUCUGAGCCCUUGUUUGCACAUGCUUCCUCAUUUACAUUUUGGAUUGAAAGAUAAAGAAACAAGGUUCCGUCAACGUUAUUUAGAUCUGAUCAUUAACAAUCACGUCAGACAAAAGUUUUACAUUAGAGCGCAAAUUAUUUCUUACAUACGUAAAUUUUUGGAUGAACUGGGUUUCUUGGAAAUUGAAACACCAAUGAUGAACAUGAUUGCUGGUGGUGCAACAGCAAAACCUUUUAUCACGCAUCACAACGAUCUCAAACUGGAUUUGUACAUGAGGAUUGCACCAGAACUUUACCACAAAAUGUUAGUGGUAGGAGGAAUUGAUAGAGUUUACGAAAUCGGAAGACAGUUCAGGAAUGAAGGUAUCGACAUGACUCACAAUCCUGAAUUCACCACUUGUGAAUUUUACAUGGCCUAUGCGGAUUACAAUGAUUUGAUGGCUAUUACUGAGGAUAUGAUUUCGGGCAUGGUUAAGUUAACACAUGGUACUUAUAAAGUAAUCUACCAUCCAGACGGUGAAGAAGGUGAAGCAGUAGAAAUAGAUUUUACUCCGCCAUUUAAGCGAAUAUCAAUGUUGAAAAGUCUUGAGGAACUUCUGAACGUUAAUUUUCCUAAGGCUUCCGAAUUAAAUACUCCAGAGGCUAAUAAAUUCCUCAGUGAUCUUUGUAUAAAGCAUGAGGUUGAAUGUCCAGCACCAAGGACCACUGCUAGAUUACUAGAUAAACUGGUCGGCGAGUUCAUUGAAGAAAAGUGUAUAAAUCCAACAUUCAUUUUGGAUCAUCCACAAAUUAUGUCUCCGCUUGCUAAAUACCACCGUUCUGCGGAGGGUCUCACGGAACGAUUUGAACUUUUUGUCAUGAAAAAAGAAAUUUGUAAUGCAUACACGGAGUUGAAUGAUCCGUUUGUACAAAGGGAAAGAUUUGAGCAACAGGCAAAAGAUAAGGCUGCUGGUGAUGAUGAAGCACAAUUAGUUGACGAUAAUUUCUGUACAUCUUUAGAAUAUGGUUUGCCGCCUACUGCAGGUUGGGGUCUCGGAAUUGAUCGUCUAACUAUGUUCCUCACUGACUCUAAUAAUAUUAAAGAGGUACUGUUCUUCCCGGCUAUGAAGCCUGAUGAUCCAAACAGAAAUAAAGACGGUAUACAAGAGACUAUAGGAGCUGUUGAUAAUACAGCAAAAUAAAUUUUGGAAAAAGAAUUUUCGUUAAAAGUUUAUUAAUAAACAUAAUUUAUCGUAACAUUGUUUUAUAUUCUUCUACCUAGAUAAUCGUGUUACAAUAAACAUAGACUUGAAUGAA
Messenger RNA from Phymastichus coffea, 2076 nucleotides. RefSeq names its product lysine--tRNA ligase (gene LysRS). The transcript is spliced from 8 exons. Gene Ontology annotation, cellular component: cytosol; mitochondrion; aminoacyl-tRNA synthetase multienzyme complex. Gene Ontology annotation, biological process: lysyl-tRNA aminoacylation. The record is from RefSeq and is a predicted model, not a curated record. Gene Ontology annotation, molecular function: tRNA binding; ATP binding; lysine-tRNA ligase activity. Bases 108 to 1961 code for a protein of 617 amino acids. NCBI's taxonomy places the organism in Eukaryota, Metazoa, Arthropoda, Insecta, Hymenoptera, Eulophidae.